This is a messenger RNA of Pipistrellus kuhlii (Kuhl's pipistrelle), 4494 nucleotides long. It is a transcript of the gene CXADR, whose product is annotated as CXADR Ig-like cell adhesion molecule. NCBI's taxonomy places the organism in Eukaryota, Metazoa, Chordata, Mammalia, Chiroptera, Vespertilionidae. The transcript is spliced from 7 exons. The coding region runs from base 129 to 1226 and encodes 365 amino acids. Gene Ontology annotation, biological process: homotypic cell-cell adhesion. Gene Ontology annotation, molecular function: cell adhesion molecule binding. Gene Ontology annotation, cellular component: basolateral plasma membrane; bicellular tight junction; intercalated disc. The record is from RefSeq and is a predicted model, not a curated record.
GGCGGCGCGAGGUGCAGAGGUGCCGCAGCUGGCAGCCGGCGGGAGCGCGCCCGGCGCCGGGAGACCCGCAGCCCCGGCCGCAGCCCCCGUCCUCCCCGCAGUCGCCGCGCAAGGCCGCGCCGCCAGCCAUGGCGCUUCUGCGGUGCUUCCUGCUCCUGUGCGGGGUCGCCGAUGUCGCCAGAAGUUUGAGCAUCACCAGUCCUGACCACAUGAUUGAAAAGGCCAAAGGGGAAACUGCCUACCUGCCCUGCAAAUUUACACAAGGUCCGGAAGACCAGGGGCCGCUGGACAUCGAGUGGCUGCUGUCCCCCGCCGACAAUCAGAAGGUGGACCAAGUGAUUAUCUUAUAUUCUGGAGACAAAAUUUACGAUGACUACUAUCCAGACCUGAAAGGACGAGUACAUUUUACAAGCAGUGACCUCAAAGCUGGGGAUGCGUCCAUAAAUGUGACCAAUUUACAGCUGUCAGACAUCGGCACAUACCAGUGCAAGGUGAAAAAGGCCCCUGGCGUGGGCAACAAGAAGAUUCAGCUGAAAGUUCUUGUUAAGCCUUCAGGUACAAGAUGUUACGUGGAUGGAUCAGAAGAAAUUGGGAAUGACUUUAAACUGAAAUGUGAACCAAAGGAAGGUUCGCUCCCAUUGAAUUAUGAAUGGCAGAAAAUGACCAACUCACAGAAACUGCCCACGGCACUGAUAUCAGAAAUGGCGUCCUCUGUGAUCACUGUCAAAAACGCCACCACUGACUACUCCGGGACGUACAAGUGCACAGUCAGCAACCGAGUGGGCUCUGACCAGUGCGUGCUGCGCCUGGAUGUCGUGCCUCCAUCAAACAGAGCUGGGACAAUUGCCGGAGCCAUCAUAGGAACUCUGCUUGCUCUCAUGCUCAUCUGUGUGAUCAUCUUUUGCUGCCACAAAAAGCGCAGAGAGGAAAAAUAUGAAAAGGAGGUUCAUCAUGAUAUCAGGGAAGAUGUGCCUCCUCCCAAGAGCCGGACAUCCACUGCCAGAAGCUACAUCGGCAGCAAUCACUCAUCUCUGGGAUCCAUGUCUCCUUCCAACAUGGAGGGCUAUUCUAAGACUCAGUAUAACCAAGUACCAAGCGAAGAUUUUGAACGUGCACCUCAGAGUCCGACUCUCCCACCCGCCAAGGUAGCUGCCCCUAAUCUCAGUAGGAUGGGAGCGGUACCGGUGAUGAUUCCAGCCCAGAGCAAGGAUGGGUCUAUAGUAUAGGGCCUCCAAACCUCUCACCUCCGUGCUCCACGCUUCUCUCCUUCUUUUGAAAUAGGAAAACCUAUUUUGUUCUAAAUUUUGCUACCAGCCUCAAUAGAUCAAAAAGUGAACCAAAAAUUGUAAGAAACAUACUUUAAAAAGUUGUGUUUGUUUAUAUCGGAAUAGUAAAGGCAUUAAAGUUACUAAAGACAAAUUAGCCAUCUGAAAAAGAUUUCUUACAUAAGUUGAUUUUGUAAGUUUCUAACUACCAAUACUUUGUAAUAUGUAGCACUUUGGAUAUGAAAUCAUAGGAGAAGAUAUUGGUGAACUUACAUGCACACCAAGCUGAUACUUGAAUCAUCUUAAAAAGUAGUAUUUUUUUUUUCAUUCCUGCCAUUAUUUUUAGGAUGCCUUUCUCAAUUAAUUUAUGACCCAAAAUUGGCAAAGAAGCAUUCUUGGCAACAAUUAUUAUAGUCCUUUAUGUUUGUUCUUUGAAAACUGUUUGGAAUAGCUCUAGUAACAUAAAUGUGUUUGCUAUAGCUCUAGUAACAUAAAAACACUCUACAGGGUUCUAGAAAUUAGUAGUUUUACUUUCAGGUCAUGCAUUAGCCUUGUCUAUGGAAUGAUUGCUUCAGUAUUUGAUUGAUAGACUGUGAGGCAUAGUAAGCUCUUUUAUGUGGAUUUAUUUAGCAAGUUUGCUCUCACUGCAUAGAGCGAUGACACUAGGUACAGUGGUGAGAGUGGAUUUCAGCGAAGAGCAAUCUGGGGUGAUCUCGAGAAGGGUGACCCGCCAGAGCAAGGAAGGAGAAUCCUGCAGUUCCCAACUACACACUGGCUCUCUGCGUUAGGUGAUAUUUUUCUAAUAAGAAACAAUUAUGACAUUUAUUAUUUGACAGAUACAGAUUGAAAGUCCCUAAUUAUUGGUUCCAAAUUUUAAAAAGUGUCCCUCCCCUCCCCCCGAAUUCAGUGUUUUGUUGAGGUCGUUUUUUUGGAUGGGUGUUGCAUGUUAUAUGUUCUGGAAACAUGUGAUCCGAAGUCUACCUUCCUGAAUGCAGUCCUUGGAGGAUGUUUCUUCAUAGGCUCGGAAUGACGGAGCGCAUUGUAAGCUAGUCGGUGACCUCCACGGUUCUGUCUUCCAGACUUGGGCGGAUGCACAGUUGCUAUUCUACUGCCAACGUUGUCUGUGCGGUUGCAGAAAACCCAGUUGAGUUUCGAAAAGUUUGAGUCCUAGUUUUGUGAAAGUGAUUUAUUCUUAAAAAAAAAAAAAAGAAAGAAAGGAAAGGGGGUACACAGAAUACUCCCAACUGCCAAAUGUGUUAAGUACUGUUUUAGAAGAAGAAAGUAAAUUUAUUGUAUUUCCCUUAAGAUUGUGAGGGAGUGUGGCUAUAGUAGAAUGAGCCAGCGGUUUCUUUAUAGUAAGUAAGGUCUGCAAUAACUUAUUUCACUAGCUCUAAAACCUGUUCCCUUGGUUUUGUAGGGAGUUGGUUUCUUCUGUUCAUCUCUUUGGGUGCUGUGGUGGUUCAUGCUGCAUUAGAAAUUAAUGUUGGCAUGACUUGCUGAUUAGUAAGAGUAUCGUGUACACUUUUUAAUGGUAAAUUUAAGCGGAAUGUCUGUGUAAUGGAUUAGUGUAUAGUUUUACAUAUUUGGAAGCCUUUUUUAAAUAGGGUCUUAACCUUUCACAAUAUUGCAUUUGUACUUGUGUUAACAGUUUUCAUUUGUGCCUUUUGGGUAAUUUAAUUUUUAUUAUGAAUUUCUGGUGCCUAUGAUCUAGCUAUCACCUGAAAGGUGCUUAGAGGUGAAGGUACUGUUCCUAAAACGCAUCACUGUGACACCUUUCUAUCCUCAGACUUCAAUCUUGCCUCCUCUUUGUGUUCUUUUUGUAUGCAAAUUAACAGAAUGAAAUUUUAACAUCCCACACACUCUUUGGCUGUGUUUCUGAUUUUAUAAUAGUAACUAUUUUUGAACUCCAGAUGUCCAGUCUGUUUUAUAUGAAUACAUUUAUAUACACCAGCACAAACUCUGAGAAACAACUUUUGGUCUUUACUAGUUUUUCAUGCACUGAAGAUUAUGCUAUCAAUCUAAGUAGAAAUUACUACAAAAAAAAAAUGGAUCCAUGUAAGGCUUUCCUUGCCCUAGAUUUAGUAGUUGGUCUAGGAUUUAGCGACAAAUAAAUCAGAAUCUCUUCCAGAAGCACCUGCACCCUAAGAAACGAGCUCACAAAAAAUUCGUUGUGUAUCCUGUACAGACCUACUGGGCGUGAUGAAAUUUUGAGGACAGAAUUCAUUUUGGACUCUGUCUUCAGCUACUCUCAUUGUAAAUUUAAGUUAACCUAAAAGUCAGAUAGUUCUGAUUGACCCAUUCAGGGAUUCUCACUGAUGAUUUCAUUUAAACCAGAGAUCAUAUAUUUGCUCUGGAAUUAUUGGUAAUCAUCAGGCAAUUCGACAAAACUUGCUAUUCGAGCAUUUCCAUUGGAGCUUACGUAAAUCAAGGACAGCACUGCAUCUUCGAGGCAAUAGAAAUCGAUUCCACUUUACACCUAAGAGACUCAACACUAGUUGAGUUACACAGAAUAACUUGAGAAGUAGUGGUACCUUAGAGGAUGUAGUUCUGUGCUUUAUGGGUGUUCUUUUAUUCUAAUAUUCCCUGUUUGAAGGCCAAAAAAACAAAAUAAAAUAAAUCUGCCAUGGAAUUGUUACAAUGGAAAUACAGCCAGAGUGUGUCCUAGCGGGAGGUUGAUUCAAGAAACACAAUUAGAUUAUUGGUAUGAAUUAAUAUCUGAUUUUUAUUAAAAAGAUAAUUUCCAAGAUUGAGUUUCAUAAAUAAGGAGCAAGUAAAGGGGCAAAUAGACAUUUUUAUUAAAUAUAAAAAGAACUCGUUGCAUGAAGUUAGACAUCAAAUUCUAUAAUGGAUGGCUUUUUAAAAUCACCAUUCUCUGUCUUUCUGUGUGCGUGCAGCAUGUAAAUUUGAAGUUAUGUAAAUGUUUCAGGUUUUUCCUAAUCUCUUCACCUCCACAGUGUUUAGGGCUUUCAGACCCCUUAUUCCAGUGUGAAUAGAGAAGGUCCAUAUUAUGUGCUCAAUGCUUUGAUGUGUCAUGCAAGGAGUAGUUUGUAGAAAAUGUUGACACCAUUUUAACUUCUUAGUGGCUUGUGACAUUAUAUAUUAUAUAUAUAUAUGUACAUAAAUCUUUGUGAUAUUCUGUGUUUAGUAGUAUAAAUGUUCUGGGCAAGUUUUAAUAUUUCAAAUGCCUUUGGAUAGUCUUGCAAUAAAGGCAACAUGUUCUGCAGUUGGA